GUUAAAAACAAAUACCUACUUUCUUGCUUGCUUUGAAUUUAAAUUCAAAAUACUCAUUUUUGUAUCCACUACGACAUGAAAUUUUACUGUUCUUUGAUCACUUUAGUUUAAUUUUCAUACAAUGGCGUGUUGUGUGGUGGGUUGUAAUUCUAACAAGGAAAACUCCAACACCGCACUUUAUCCGUUUCCUCUUGAAUACGAGUUGUGUGCCCUAUGGGCACGCUACUGCGUGGGCGCUGACUGGUGGCCCGACAGCAACGAUCGAGUCUGCUACAAACACUUCGACAAUCCACCGCCCACUCUGAGCGACCUGCCUACAAACAACACUCCCGGAUUGAAACCUAUAUGGCCGCUUAUGGGUUCUAAUACAUCCAAGGAGGAUGAGAGCGAGAUGGCUCGCCUCGCAACCUACAUGAUGCACAACAAAUAUGAUUUUGAAACAUUUAAGUACCCGCGCAGUGACUCUGGAGUGAAGCAGUUUGACCCGGAACUGGUCCGCGCCGCGCCCAAGUGGUUCAAAAAUAAGUGGCGUGAGCGUCUAUCGCAGCACGUCAUGUAUGAACAUGGCAUCGAUCGCGCUACCAAAGAUGCUCCCUCAUACAUGAGGUAUAUGGAGAGAGUGCUCAAAUGCGUCGAUGAAAUCGUUAAGCACGACUUCCUGUGCGAGUUCGACCCGGUAGUACUGCAGAUGGCUCGCUUAGUUCCGGCCGGGGGCGCCAUACAAGUGGCCCUUAAGUAUAAAACUACGGCCUACAAAGUGCUGAGUAUUUGGGAGUUACUAUGCGCCCAGAAUCGUAUGAAGCUCCGUUGGUUGAGCUCCAGAGCUGAUACCGUGUCGUAUCUGGCGUCCUCGACCACGGCUCUAACGUACGCACAAUCGCGAUGUACUGCGCAGGCGUUAGCGCACCAUGCGCACGCUAAAAAUAUGUUGGUGUAUUCCAUUGGCGAUGGUCCUCUACGUAGACUCAUAUGGCUGGUCCGAAGAUAUAGACUAGAGACUCAUCCCCAUAGACUACGCGCCUGGGUUACUGCCUACCGAAGAUAUGUACGAGGUGGUCGUUGGUGUCCCUUCAUUCUAUUCCAACGUCGAUGGCAUCAGUUGAAGGAGGAGACUCGAAUCGCAUUAACUCCGGGGCUGGGUGUUGAUGGACCCGCUGUAACUCCUCACCCGCUGCACUGGAUAGUGGCCGUUAGAUGGCCGCAUGUUCUGACUGACCCGUUGCCCUCGUGGACUCAGUUAAUGCAGUUGGGGCUAGUUUACGAUUUAGAGGACAGCAAUCUGGAUCAAGUUGAAUCGAUUGAACCAGUGGACGAACAGGACGACAGAGACGAUUUCCUCAAAUUGGCCACAAGAGAGAGACUCGAUGAGAUUCGUAAAAGGCCCAGAGUUCAGAAGGGAACUAGCUUAUUCCUGGAUUCCUUGCGUACGAUGUACUUUUCCAAUACACAACCAACUCAACCCAAUACAAACCUUACACCACCCACACAAGGACUGAAAUCGCGCAACCAGAGUGAAAACUUAAUAAUAUCAAACACGGAUGAAAGCGAAAAUGUCUUAAAUCAUUUGGAAAGUAUAAACCCUGAUAGAGCUGAAGCUACCAUAAUUUUCGAGAGUGACGAUGAAAAUCUACCUUCUGAGUAUGAGAAUAAAGGUCAUGAUCGAAUAAAAGUCGAAAGGCAUAGCGACGAUGAAAUGGAAAUUGAAGUCAGAUAUCCUGUGGGUGCUUCUGGAUUGAACAAAAGCCGAUUGAAAUUUGAAGACGAUGAUUUUGAUGAAGAAAGAUUGCCCCUUAGUCUAACAGCUAGCACUAAAGGAAAACGACCUUGUGCCGUUGGGAACAGGGACGAUUAUCACUUGAAGAAAAUUGCCGAUUUGAAAACUGGUUUGUUUGACGACCUCAGUAUUGUUAAGAAGGAAAAGGAUGGCGAUAAUCCAGUUGAAGGAAGCAGAACUUCGGUAAGGAUAAAGUUCGAAGAAGAUUCGGACGUUCCGGACGCGUUCGAUAGUACGGACGGAUGUACAGUUGACGAGAAACUCCUCAUGGAAACGAGAGUAGUACUGGAAAGAUUGAAUCCACAAAGGCUCCAAGAAUUAGAGGCGGCCAAGAAUCAGUGCGAGAGUGAGACACCUAGUCGUCCCGUCUCGCUCCCACAGGGCAGCUUCACUCGCUCGGUUCCAGUUGCGGAAGUGAAACCACUCCUCUCUGUAAAUCCUUUGAUAGUUCCCAAUAAUACCCCCACUCCUAUGCCUAAACCAAUAACACCGCAAGCAGUCGAUAGGUUAAACCCAAUACCCUCGCAAUAUCCCCUGUUAGUUCCGCGUAACUUCACCUAUCACAAUUUAGUUGCGGAUUCGAUGCCUAUGAAUGACAACACCGCAGCGCCAUCUGAAAGAGAAGAGGGCGGGGUGUGUUCGGGCCAACAGCUUGCCGACAUGAUUCAAGAGGAAGUGCAUCGAGUUACGCGCAACAAAGUGCUGGACUGCUGCAGCGCUAGAGCUUUAUGCGUCAGGAACUUAGCGCCGCGCAGCGCCAAACAUUCCUCGAAGAUAAAGCUGAGUUCGUGUUGCGCGUGGCUAGUGCGCGAGUCCCCCCCCUCUGUGGCCAACAUGCAGCGAUCGAGGAACAGGCUGAGGCAGGCGCUACAAGCGCUGACGGUCCAGUAUAAGUAUCAGCUCAAACAGUCCGAUAGAAGCCAGGCGAGUAGUGAUGGUGAUAUCGAGUUUGGUACGACAGAGUCUGCUGUCGUGUCGUCAGAAGAAGAAACCACUCGACUAGUCAUCGACGAAACGAAACCAAAGAAAUCAAGCGAAAGGAAAACUAAACCACCGACAACAUUUCAAGCCAACACCAAAGACAAGAAAACAAAGCUUAAAAAACCUAGGAAUAAAAAUAAAAAGAAGGCACCGGAAGAAAAAGAUAAAAGAAACGAAACGACACAUAAAAUUGACGUCAAGUGCACUAGUCAAUCUCGGACGGAAGACGAUCAGGAUGAAGCUUUGAAGGAAUGGAUGAGGCAAAAGAACGACUUCAAAAAAUACUUCACUAUUAAACCGAUCAGUCCUGUCAAAGCAAAGGUCGAGGACAGUACUCCGACGACGUCUAAAAGAGCUGACAACACAGUUGGACACAACGAAACCUUUAAAAACGCAGCAGCGGAAACAACAAAGCUAACCAAAGAAACGAACCCAACGGAAGCCAUAGAUUUAACAGAAGACGUAGAGCAGACCAAAGAACAAGCACUUAUUAAACAACCAAUAAUGGGUACGAAAGCAGUGUUGACUAAGGAUGAAGCGAUACAAACUAAAUUUGCAGUGAUGCCAAAGAAACCGCGACUGUCUGAAGAAUUUUACGAGAACAACAAAAUAACACUGACGAAGGAAGCGAUACAAAAGAACGAGGCGUUUCUGUCGAAAAAAGAGAUGCAAACAAAGCCAACUGUACUCUCGAACCCGUUGCUGUAUAUAGCGGACAUGAUGCAAAGAGAUCCGGUCAAUCUUUUCGUGUUGCAAAACAGAGAUCAAACCAAAAUCAUGAUCACGAAAGGCGAUAAAAAAACCGGUGACGAAAGUGAAUGCCGUUAUACGACACCAAAUCUUGUAGAACAUUCUGCGACAACGUCGAAAGCAGACCAACAUAACAGUGCCAUUGAAAUAAUAGAUUCAGAUGAAGACGAAAAAUCUGAUGACGUUGUCAUACAUGUAGACAGACCUGUACCAGUGUGUCUAAUAAAAACCAAUCGUAAUUAUUACAAUAAUAAAACUACAGACAGAGGGAAAGGUGAACCAGCUUUAGGUGAUCUAAACGAACAGAAAGGUGACAUUGAUGACGUUAAAGGACUAGAAUUGACUGAUCCAGGAAGGAAAGAGGACAGUUAUACUGCAGCAAUGCUCGCAGACAAAAAUGAACCAGAUAUCCAUCUAGAGGAACACAAUGUUGGCAUCGAUGAAGAUGUGGAAAUUGUUGAAAAUUCAGUAGCGCCAGCUUUAAUUGAAACCAAAGAUGAAAUUGCAGAUGAAGCGAAAGCUGAACCAGUCUUCGUUGAUGUAAACGAAAGAAAAAUUACAAUCGAUAAAAAAAUAAUUGACGUUGAUGGGGGAAACAAUUGCGAAAAGCCGAAAAAGGCUGAAGCGAAUCCUUCUAAAUGUGGAAAUUUCACAGUUAACGUGUUAUCAAGAGAUUUACGCACCGAUCAGUUUAAAGUUGUCACUACCACUAAGAUAGAUUGUAACAGAGUUGCGGCGAACAAUAAUAGCCCUUAUAACAGAAGUUUGGUGAAAGAUUCCAGCGCUGAAGGGAAAUGUCAGUGUAAUAGAAACAAGGGAGUUGUAAGGCGCUAAUAACGACAAAAUAAUCUUCCAAGGACACAACUGUGGGAAAUGUGAUACCAAGAACUGCGUAUCCUUACAUGAUUAUAGGAAAUAAUGAAGAACUACGAAUUUACUAUGCCUAAAUGAAAAUAUAUUUGACGCCUGAUUGGCUCAUCAAUGCAGAGCUAAAUUCAAAUUUACUGAAGUCCGAAUGCCCAUGAAGGGUUCCGUAGCAGCAAUUAACAUAAUAUGAAAGUUUAAAUCUAAAGAAAAGUUUACUAGAAAAA
Chilo suppressalis (striped riceborer) is the source of this 4596-nucleotide messenger RNA. The record is from the annotation of a GenBank genome assembly. Lineage: Eukaryota; Metazoa; Arthropoda; Insecta; Lepidoptera; Crambidae.